Messenger RNA from Triplophysa rosa, 2233 nucleotides. RefSeq names its product tachykinin receptor 2 (gene tacr2). The coding region runs from base 206 to 1336 and encodes 376 amino acids. The record is from RefSeq and is a predicted model, not a curated record. Gene Ontology annotation, molecular function: substance K receptor activity. NCBI's taxonomy places the organism in Eukaryota, Metazoa, Chordata, Actinopteri, Cypriniformes, Nemacheilidae. Gene Ontology annotation, biological process: positive regulation of flagellated sperm motility; G protein-coupled receptor signaling pathway. Gene Ontology annotation, cellular component: sperm midpiece; plasma membrane. The transcript is spliced from 5 exons.
CAUUCCUUCAGUUUCUCAGAUCACUCCAGGCGCAUAACGCAGCAGCCGGCGCGCACUGAUCAAAUCUGAUCCAACAUUUACCUCUUGAAACACAUAUAUUGCACUUGUCCAAAAUACAUAGUUUACCAUGUCGUAUAAGAGUGCGCAACUCGAUGGAAUAAAAGCAUAAAAACUGGCUUAUGUUCUGUCACAACGAACAACUGCGAUGGAUACUACUUUGGACCCACUUUCAGAAUCUCUUCUUUACGACGAGGAAGAUGGAAAUGAAACCUCCACUAACCUUUUCGAGCAACCGGACUGGCAGGUGGCACUAUGGGCGAUUGCAUAUUCUUUAAUCGUAAUUGUUUCCAUCAUUGGCAAUGUCACAGUUAUUUGGAUCAUUCUGGCACAUAAACGCAUGAGGACAGUGACCAACUACUUUAUUGUAAACCUCGCCUUUUCCGACGCGUCAAUGGCAACUUUUAACACCGUUUUUAAUUUCGUGUACGCUUUGCACAAUGACUGGUAUUUCGGUUUGGGAUAUUGUAAAUUUCAAAACUUCUUUCCAAUAACAGCCAUAUUCUCAAGCAUUUAUUCAAUGGCAGCGAUUGCUGUUGACAGAUAUAUGGCUAUCAUCCAUCCCUUGAAACCAAGGCUUUCCUCCACCACCACUAAAUUUGUGAUCGGGGUCAUUUGGACUGUUGCUUUUGCAUUGGCUUUUCCUCAGUGUUAUUACGCCAGUACCCAGUUCUUCUUCCCUCGGACCGUCUGUAUGGUGGAAUGGCCCGGCGAUUAUGGGGGGAAACAUCAGCUCUCGUAUCAGAUUGCUGUGAUUAUCCUGAACUACGUGCUCCCUCUGCUGGUGAUGCUGGUGACCUACAGUCUUGUGGGACUGAGGCUGUGGGGCAGUGAGAUCCCUGGAGAAGCAUCAGACCACUACCAGAAUCAGAUGCAGGCAAAACGCAAGGUUGUGAAGAUGAUGAUAGUGGUGGUGAUGACCUUUGCAAUAUGUUGGCUUCCCUACCACAUCUAUUUUAUUCUGGGGAGCUUCAACAAGGACAUAUACAAGCAGCACUACAUCCAGCAGGUCUAUCUGGCCAUCUUCUGGCUGGCUAUGAGUUCCACAAUGUACAACCCGAUCAUUUACUGCUGUCUAAACCAAAGAUUUCGCUCAGGUUUCCGCAAAGCAUUCCAGUGGUGCCCCUUCGUGAAGAUAUCCGAGGAGGACAACAUGGAACUGCAGCACAUGAAAACAUUCCACAUGAGACGCAGUUAUCGCACAGAGACCACCAGCGUGGUGGUCCGUAACCAUGUCAACGAGCCAGAAGAUACCAUAUCCAAGCUAAUCAAAGCCUGAGUCUAUUCAUUAUAGUAUAAAAGAGAGGAAUUUGCUGGCAUGGUCACACUUUGCACUCAACACCUCACAUUUAAAUUUCACUUUGUUUAUGUUCUGGUGGGUUCAGUGGGCUUUAAAGGUGGAGUAUUAAUAUACUCAUAUGGCAUAAGCACCAAGCCUUAUUUAUGUAUUGCUGCUUAAUUCCAGAUCUAGUAUAUGUGUAUACACUAUAAAAAAAGAGCAACAGAUUUUACACGUGGCAGCUCUAAAUGUAAAUGGCAAACUUUUGUUUGAGUACGAAAGCAUACUAUAGUUCUUAUAGAUGCAAAAUCAAGAGUAAAAAGAUGUCUCAUAAUUAUAGCGAUCAAAAACAAUAUUUAUAGCUUCAACAAAUAUAAAUGAAAUCAAGGAGAUAUUUCAGUGUUAUAAUCGUACUGUACAUAAACAACCAAGCUUAUGUAUCAAACUGCCAAAGGCUUACAGCAAGCUGUAUCUAUUCAUUUGCAUGCAUGUCCAAACACUUGUUCUGAUAUAAACUUAAGUGUAGGCCUAAGUUUAAAUUUAAACUUGUUGAUGUAAAGAAAAUAAAGUGUCCCAUUCAAUUGAAAAAGAAAAUUGGGUAUGAUUCAGUUGUGUUAUAGUCCUGUGGUGAAUUGGUUAGGUUUCAUUUUGCAUGCUAAAAUAAUGUUUUGUUUUUAUGAACAACCUCAAGGAGUUCACACAUUGAUUCUGAAACCCAUGAAUUAUGAUCAAAUAUUUUGUUUUAGGAUCUUCCAUAAAAUUGCUUUUUAUUUUUUUACUCUGACAUUAAAUAUAACUUCGCCUAUAUCAGUUUCUGUUUGUGUACUUACUCUAUGGAGCAGAUACCUUGCAUUAUCCAAGCAUUCUUUUUCUUAAGAUAAUGAUUAAAUCUUUGUU